This is a messenger RNA of Cladophialophora psammophila CBS 110553, 1338 nucleotides long. RefSeq lists its product as uncharacterized. The transcript has a single exon. Gene Ontology annotation, cellular component: preribosome, small subunit precursor. Gene Ontology annotation, molecular function: RNA endonuclease activity. The coding region runs from base 1 to 1338 and encodes 445 amino acids. Lineage: Eukaryota; Fungi; Ascomycota; Eurotiomycetes; Chaetothyriales; Herpotrichiellaceae. Gene Ontology annotation, biological process: ribosomal small subunit biogenesis; maturation of SSU-rRNA. The record is from RefSeq and is a predicted model, not a curated record.
AUGACCGACUCUUCUCUCGCGUCUCAGGAAACUGAGAAGAAGCCGGUUCAUACUAUAAUCCUCGACGCUUCGCCGCUCCUGCUCAAUACGCCUGGGAUCUCCACGCUCCUCGCCAACGGCCAUGUCCUAGUGACCACACCCUCUGUCCUCGCUGAAAUCAAGGCCGAAGAAGCAAGGAUCAGAGUCGAAACCCUCUACAAACCCUUCCUGACCAUACGAUCGCCGAACCCCGAGAGUUUAAAGGUCGUGAGAGAGUUUGCGCGAAAGACGGGCGACGCCGCCGUGCUGAGCCACACCGAUUUUGAGAUUUUGGCAUUGGCAUAUGAGAUCGAAUGUGAGAGGAAUGGGGGCAAUUGGAGGUUGAGGACAGCCCCCGGACAGAAGAGGCUUAAUGGGGCGCCGCCGCCGCAGCAGGACGCAGUGAAGGAAGGGGAGAUUCGGGAUCAGAUUUUGAGUGCAGAGAAUAUGGAAGAGGAUGUGGAAAAUGAAGCAGAAAAGGAAUUGGACUCUAUUGAGGGUAAGGUGGAAACCAUGACGCUCGAAGGGCCAGAGAGCCAAAAGCAAGACAAAACAGACGACUCCGUCGAGGUCGGCGAGGAUACCACAGAGGCAGCAGCACAACCCUCAGCACCCCCGUCAGAGAUAAUAUCUAAACAACCGACAGAGAACGAAGAUGGCUCUGACUCAGAAGGAUGGAUCACCCCCUCCAACAUUAAACGCCGACAAGCCCUGGAUGAAUCUGGAAGCAGCAGAUUGUCACAGUCUUCGCCCAAACAUCUCCAAGUAGCCACCAUGACGGGCGACUUCGCGAUGCAAAACGUUCUCCUCCAAAUGAACCUGAAUCUCAUCUCCACCAAGACCUGCCAAAGGAUCUCGCAGAUCAAACAGUUCAUCCUGCGAUGUCACGCCUGUUUCUCCACCACCAGGGACAUGUCUAAGCAGUUCUGCCCCCGGUGCGGGAAACCCACCCUGACCAGGGUAACUUGUACGACCAAUGAUAAAGGAGAGGUGAAGUUGCAUUUGAAAAAGAACAUGCAAUGGAAUAAUAAAGGCAACGUCUUUUCGGUUCCAAAACCCACGAGUGGCAGCGCAAAUCAGAAAUGGCAAGGGCCGCGGCACGGGGGAGGGGGCAGGGGUGGAUGGGGAAAUGAGCUGAUUCUGGCGGAGGAUCAGAAGGAGUACGUGAGAGCCAUGGCGCAGAUGAAGAGGGAUACGAGGAGGGAAAAGGAUCUGAUGGAUGAGGAUAUACUGCCAGGCAUCCUUUCAGGGGCCAGGGGCCACACCACGGGAAGACCGAGGGUAGGGGGUGGCCGAACAGUCAACUCGAGAAAGCGGUAG